Messenger RNA from Quercus lobata, 1515 nucleotides. RefSeq lists its product as uncharacterized. The record is from RefSeq and is a predicted model, not a curated record. NCBI's taxonomy places the organism in Eukaryota, Viridiplantae, Streptophyta, Magnoliopsida, Fagales, Fagaceae. The coding region runs from base 1 to 1515 and encodes 504 amino acids. The transcript is spliced from 6 exons.
AUGGCUUCCUCAGAAACUGAUGCUCCCUCUAAGCCUCACAACACUCAAUCCACACACACAAAUACAAACUCUAAUAGUAAAUCCAAUGCUCCUAAUCCAUAUUUUCUUAGCUCUAAUGAGAAUCCAGGUAACAUUCUAGUCACUCAGCCCUUGCUUGGCAUGAGAAACUACCACUCUUGGUCCAGAGCAAUGGUGCUUGCUCUUACCACCAAAAAGAAAAUUGGCUUCGUGAAUGCUAAGGAGAUGUGGCUUGAAUUGAAGAACCUAUUUUCACAAGGGAAUGGACCUAAGAUCUACAACUUGCAGAGGGAAAUUUCUCAUGUUUCUCAAAAUCAAAUGAUAGUUACUGAGUAUUACACCAAAUUCAAGCGAUUGUGGGAUCAAUUGCUGAAUUUUGAGCCAUUUCCAGAAUGUUCUUGUGGAGCAAUGAAGAUCAUGAGUGCUUCACAUGAUAUAGCCUAUGUUUAUUCAUUGGUACUUCAAGAAGAAUUACACAAGAACAUUGGACAUGGAAGUUCAGCUUCAUCAAAAUCUGAUGUAAUGGCUAUAUACACCAAUUCCAAAGGAAAUUCCAAUUGGAAUAAAGGUAAUGCAAAGAAAGACAAACCUUUUUGCACUCACUACAACAUGCAAGGGCACAAAAUUGAGAAGUGCUACAAGUUGCAUGGAUAUCCUCCAGGUUACAAACCUAAAGGGAAGGCUGGAGCAAAUGCUAAUGUCAAUCAAGUUUCUUGCAAUUCUGUUAAUGGAGCUAUUGUUAGUGAUGCACAUCAUGCUACAAGUGUGAGCACUUCUUGCAUUGCCACUGGUGGUGAAAGAGCUUUUGGUUCAGCUUCUGAUGUGGUUGGUACUUCUACACAAACCAAUCUCAACUUCAAUUCACCUCUAAUGUCAAGUACUAAUUCUAAUAUACCUUUUGUUCCCACUUUAGAGCAUUCUAUUUUUUCAACUGAGAUUGUUGAUAGGAAAAUCUUUAGUGAAACUAAUUGGGUUAUAGAUACAGGAGCAACAGACCAUAUGGUCCACUCCAUAUCAUGUUUUACUUCUGUUACUGCCACACUUAAUACCUUUGUUAACCUUCCAAAUGGUGAAACUGCAUUGGGUCCCUUUUCUGCUCCUACCAUUGAUGGCUAUCCUUUUAUUUCUAAGGUUGAUACCACUUCUGAAGGGUGUUUAGGUCCAUUUGUUACUCCUAUUAGCAUACCAAACAUGCACACUAAUCAAUGUGAGACUUGUCCUGAAACUAUUCUUUCUUCUUCAUCAUUAUCAUCUACUCCAAUAUGUUCAAAUCAUGAUCAUUUGCCUAAUCCUUUGCCAUCUGAUUCCACUACUGUUUUAUUGGAUUAUAUACCUUCUAUUGUCACUAACCCUGCAGUUGAAGAUCAACCACUCAAAAAGUCUACUAGAGUUCAUAAACCACCAAUGUACUUGCAAGAUUAUGCUUGCAAUUCAGCCUCUGCAUUAUCACUUGCUUUUGCUGGUUGUCACCCUCCAAGGUCACCUACUAUCAUUUAG